Austrofundulus limnaeus is the source of this 4520-nucleotide messenger RNA. RefSeq names its product sterile alpha motif domain-containing protein 9-like. Gene Ontology annotation, molecular function: protein binding. Lineage: Eukaryota; Metazoa; Chordata; Actinopteri; Cyprinodontiformes; Rivulidae. Gene Ontology annotation, cellular component: cytoplasm. The record is from RefSeq and is a predicted model, not a curated record.
GCAGAAAAAGAAGUGAAAGAGGAAGGUCUGCCGUCUGACAUGAAGGACUGGAGUAAACAUCAUGUGAGAGAAUGGGUCAGCAGUUUGCAAGACGUGGACGACUCUGUUGCUGAUAUAUUGUUAAAACAAGACAUUUGUGGUAAAAGUCUCAAGCUUUUAAAAAAAUCUGACUUAGGUGAAAUGGGUGUGACAUUUGGACCAGCUACACUCAUUAUCCAUGCCAGAGAUGAGGCGAUGAAAUUAAUGACAGAGGAGCCAGUGAGCUCUGCACACCAGCCUGGAAGACCAUGCAAGCCUUAUCCUUUCUGCAGAUACCACGAUACAUCAAGAUAUGUAGAAGGCAGCAUUCUUGAUGUGACAGAAUCAGGUGCCUCAAACUUCAUUGAACCCUGCCACGAAUAUAAAGCUCUCAUUAAUACACCGGAUGAAGCUUUGUUUACCAAGUUCACCAGAGAGGUCAUUUGUUUUGCAGCUGCCUGCAUGAAUAGCCGCACCAAUGGCACCAUACAUUUUGGAAUAGGAGAUAAGCCAGACUUUGUUCACGGUCAAGUGUUGGGAGUGGUUGUAAAAAACAAAGAAGAGUUUGCAAUCAAGCUAAAAUUAGCCAUUGAUGACUACUUUGAGCAUAAGCACAAAAAUGCUGCUCAAAUGUGCAUUAAGCCUCCUCGAUUCGUUGAAGUUCUCAACCGAAAUGCAACAUCAUCUGACAAAUUUGUGAUUGAAGUGGAUGUUGUUCCCGAGUCUGUGGUAUGUGAAGAAAAUGCCUACCACACACUCCUCACAAAAAAAAGCAAACGUCCACCAAAGACUUUUUAUAUUCGAGACGGUGGUAGCAGCAAGGAUCUUUUUCCAACAACUACGUCUCAAAAAGAGAGGUUUAAAGAGUACGAGCUGUUUCUUAAAAAUAUACCUAAUCUGGCACAGUUACGCAAAAAUGAAGAAAAGAAGCACCUAAAUACAAUAAAAAGCUCGACUCAUGGCUCCAGAUUAAGUCACUUGAUAACUGGUAGCACUUCAUCUUUGGAUAAGUCACAUUUUGAGCGAUAUGUUAUAGUGACAAACAAAUCCCAUCCAAGYCAUUUUCAAAAUCUAGAAUUUCUCAUAGAGCUUGACCCAACAGCAGUUUUGGACUUUGACCCUGAAUCUGCUGAACAUGGCUUACAAAGCUUCUUUGACCAGAAGAGCACAGUAAGCGUCCAUUUACCAGCCAACUACAAAAUCACAGAAGGAGUGGAAGACAUAGCUAAGAAGUUGAAAUUAACUCGAAACACCAGCUGGGUUUUCUGCAAUGGACGUACUGAGCAUGACGAACCUUCAGACACCGACCGGUGGUUGAUGGACAAGGGAGCCUCAGUUCGAGAUGUGAUUUCUUUUUUGUGUCGAAAAGAUGUGCUUCCAAACAAGAGGUUCCUCGUCAUUUUCUUACUUUUGUCAACAGUAAGGGAGAGGAUGGAUCCUCUUGUUGAAACUUUCAGUACCUUCUGUCAGGAGCUCAGAGGCACCGAUCAAAUCCUCUGUAUAACAGACAGCGAAAAUGCAUUCACAUCAUGGAAGGAUCUUAUCAAGGCUCGCUGUGGAAUCGACAUCUCUGGCAGGUGUAUAUACGAGCUCAAUUUUGCUGAAAUCAAUGGCACCAUCCUUAGUCUUUGGUCAAAGAACCGCAGAGCCAUCCGUUUCCUGCCGUGCGGUGGUGAAAGCAAAGUGCCUCUUGAGAAAAAAGUUGAGCGUAGCCUGAAUACCUUAGAGAUCCUGUGUGAGAACCAGUGUGAAGGAGGAAAUGAGGACAAAAUUGUCAUGGAGGAGAACUUCUACAAAGGAGGAAAAGUACUAUGGUGGCAUUUCUAUUUCUCUGAGCAGCCUGGAUCUGCACCAUUCAUCAAACGAGACAUGUUUGACCACAUCGUGGACGUAGCCAUACCAGACCUGUGCUCCCUGACAAGAGCCUGUGUGUUGCUCAAUCUCCUUCAUGUACCUGGAUGUGGUGGUACGACUUUGUCCAUGCAUGUAUUAUGGGCUCUUAAGAAGAAGUUUCGCUGUGCCGUCUUGAAGAACAGCAAUGACUUGGCCGAAGUGGCUGAUCAAGUGAUCCAGCUUUUAACACAUUCCUAUGAAGAGCAAGUGCCAAAAAUCCCAGUUUUGCUGCUGAUAGAUGACUUUGAUGACAUGGAAAAAGUACAUGACUUGCUCCAGCUCAUUGAAAAGGCAUGUGCAGAGAAAGCCAUUCUGUCUAAAUUUGCAAAUGUCAUUCUUCUAAACUGCAUGAGAUCAGAGUCCUCGGAGUUAAGCGCACCAACUGCAAACACUGUUUUCAUUGGGAAUCAUCUCUCUGAGAAAGAACUGAAAAUGUUUGAAGUGAAACUUAAAGACAUCGAAAAAACACACAAGAAUUUUGAAACCUUUUAUGGUUUCAUGAUCAUGAAGAAGAACUUCAAGUCAGAGUACAUUGAAGGAGUUGUUCGUAACACUCUGAAAAACUUCAGCAUGAACCAGAAGAACGCACAACUCUUGGCUGUUUUAGUUCUGUUGAAUGUUUACUGCAAGGGUUCCUCUCUGUCUGUCUCCUUGUGUGAAGACUUUCUUGACCUUCAACCAAAGCCAGUUUGUGGAAACGUCAAAAUAGAAGAUGGAUUUGGAAAAUUUUCCAACUUCAUUGCCAGCUGCUUAGUUGAAGGCAAGGUAGUUUACAAAGCUGUGAAAGUCAUCCACUCAAGUAUUGCAAGUCAGUGUUUGCAGGAACUUAUAACAACACACAACGUGACAAAAGCUGCAAUUACAGACUUGCUGCUGACAACAAAGCAGUUUUAUGAGUGCACUCAAGGCAAAGACAAUCUCAUGCAAGGUGUCCACCACAUCUUGGUCAAAAGAUUUCAUUCAUUAGAAGAGGAAUCUCAGUUCUCCCCACUGAUUCAAGAAAUAGCCAAAGAAACACCUGGACAGGAAGAGAUGGUGCUAACAAAUGCAUCAAAACUAUUUGACAAAAAUGCCAUUAUCUUUCAGUUGCUUGCCAGAUACUACUAUCUGAAGAAGAAGGAUUUCUCUGAGGCAAAAAAACAGGCAGACCAAGCAAAAGACCUCUCCAAAGACAGCUCAUAUAUUGCAGACACAUCAGCACAAGUGAUUAAGCAUGAGCUAAAGCAUGAAAUGACAACAUGCAAUGAAGUGCCAGUCAGMCCAAGAGAACUGAUCCAUUUUCUCAAAAUGGCACAGUCAGCCAUGGAAGCGUUCAAACACACACAAAGCCUUGCAAAGAAAGAAUCACUUCAGCGAAUAACAAUCAAAACAGACAACUGCCCUUUCAAUACGUCAGGAUGUCUCGGAGAAAUCCAGGUUGGAGUUCUGAUAAUUGACUUGUUGGAAAAGAUCCCAGUCUUUUCACGUGACUGUGUUCACCAUGACAUAAUGGGUCAUUUCCUCUCUGGGACAGUUAAACUUGAGGACAUACAGAGAAAUGAUCCACGACGCAAUAAAAAUGCAGUCUACUACGACAUUCUGAAACAGUUCGAUAGCUUACUUUACAACCUGAAGUACAAGAUGAAGCAGAACAUCGACUACCUUGACAAACUGUACGUGAAUCUGGGCUCCAGAUUUGGAGUGAAAGACAGUCGUGACCAAGUGGCCCAAAUGGAGCUUUUCAGAUGCUUCAAACUCUACGCUAAAGUUUUCUGUAGGACAGAUUCUGCUCAUCUUUUAAAAAAUAAAAUGAUGAAUACCAUGAUGCUUCUUGAGCAGACAAGACAGUUCCUUGAGAAGGAAAAAGCUGAUACCUACUUUGGGAUUCUGGAUUGUCUCUCAAAACAAACUUCAGUGGAUAUAAUUGAGAAAAUUGCCAGGCACUAUCACUUCCUCUGGCAGAACAAACCAUCUCCAAAGGAGAAAAUCAACUUCAUCUACAUCAAUCUUGUGUUGAGUCGUAUCAAACUACAAUCACAAUGUUUGAUACAAUACCAGGAGCUGCUGAACGUCCUCUUCCAGGUUCACAAUGAACAGGUACCAUUAAACGAGUGUUUGGCUCUGUUCUUCGUCACAGUUGUGUUGUUGUGGCCACAAGCACAAGAUCCAGUGCGUGUAAAUCUGAGAAUGUUCAUUUCAAAGAUGAAGACCAUUUAUUAUGAAGAGAUGAAGGAAGUGUUCAACGGGAAGAGUCCCCUUAUCCAUUUCCUGUUGGGGAGGAAGGUGGGCUACGAGCGACUCGUGCACGUUGGGGCGAUCAAAAGAUUCAUCGAAGCUGACGAGUUUUCUUCCAUGUGGGGAAACGGCAAGAUAUGGAAAGAAAGGAAAGUGAGUGAGCUUCUUCUCAGGGUCACAGGUGAAGUGAAGCAUGAUGGGAUACUGGCACACACUUGUACCCCAGGUCUGAAGCUUGAAGUGAUUCCAGCGCUCCGAAGUCAGAUUAGUGGACACCCCGAGGGGACAAAGGUCUCAUUUUUCAUCGGCUUCUCAUUGAAAGGCCCUCGUGCACUUGAUAUUGUACUUGAAUCUUAAAAAGUCCAGCUUAAACAAACAAAAAAUAAAUAAAAAAA